Molecule: messenger RNA, 4918 nt
Organism: Lepisosteus oculatus (spotted gar)
Lineage: Eukaryota; Metazoa; Chordata; Actinopteri; Semionotiformes; Lepisosteidae
Gene: lhx6a
Product: LIM homeobox 6a
Biological process (GO): forebrain neuron development; neuron differentiation; regulation of transcription by RNA polymerase II
Cellular component (GO): nucleus
Molecular function (GO): RNA polymerase II transcription regulatory region sequence-specific DNA binding; DNA-binding transcription factor activity, RNA polymerase II-specific
Source: RefSeq, a predicted model, not a curated record
AAGAAAUCUUCUGGUCCCUUUUCUGGUUUAUCACUGAUGUUGUCGCAGAUCCACCACGCUGAGGAUAUCACCUUCGCCCAUCUAUUCUUAUGAAAGUACAACCGUUUCGCUGUAAAAGAGGAUUUCUGGAACACUGGGAUCAAACUUUGGAUCUGUCCAGGACAGGCGUUUUAUCGUGGGUUUUUUUCAUGUAUUGGAAAAAUGAAGUUUUGGCCCCUCUCCCUGAGGGCAAUAAACUUUUAUCCGAAGGAAUUCCAACUAAACAGGUAAUUUCUCAAGAAAUACAGAACACACAAGGAUCAUCCCGCUGUGUAGAGAGCAAACAUUCACAGAUAAUGUCCCACUCGGAUGGUGAAUCUCACCGGUCGACUAUGGAUAAGGAGGACGCUCGGUCUUCCCCCAGUCCUCCGUCCACACCCUCGAUAUGUUCUCCGCCUUCAUCGUCCUCGUCUGUCCCUUCUACAGGGAAGAACUUGUGUGCCAGUUGCGGUCUGGAAAUCCUUGACAGAUACUUGCUCAAGGUGAAUAAUUUGAUCUGGCACGUGAGAUGUCUGGAAUGUUCCGUUUGUAGAACUUCCUUGCGUCAGCACAGCAGCUGCUACAUCAAAAAUAAAGAGAUUUUCUGUAAAAUGGAUUAUUUCAGUAGGUUUGGUACAAAGUGCGCCCGCUGUGGGCGGCAGAUUUACGCCAGUGACUGGGUGAGAAGGGCCCGGGGAAAUGCCUACCACCUGGCCUGCUUUGCCUGCUUUUCCUGCAAGAGGCAGUUGUCCACGGGGGAGGAGUUCGGGCUGGUGGAAGAGAAGGUGCUGUGCAGGAUCCACUACGACACGAUGGUAGAAAACCUGAAACGAGCAGCAGAAAGUGGCAGUGGGAUCACGUUGGAGGGAGCUGUCCCAUCGGAACAAGACAGCCAGCCGAAGCCGGCGAAGAGAGCGCGCACGUCCUUCACGGCCGAGCAGCUGCAGGUGAUGCAGGCCCAGUUUGCGCAGGACAACAACCCAGAUGCACAGACGCUUCAGAAACUCGCCGACAUGACGGGGUUGAGCCGCAGGGUUAUACAGGUUUGGUUUCAAAACUGCAGAGCAAGACACAAAAAACACACGCCCCAGCACAGUGGACCUCCCCAGGGGCCACCUCAGUCCAGGAUGCCCCCCUCCCUCCCAGAAGACAUUCAUUACUCCCCCUUCGGCAGCCCCGAGAGAGCCCGCAUGGUAGCACUGCAUGGAUAUAUUGAGAGUCACCCGUUCUCCGUGUUGACUGCACAGACUCUUCCUCACCAAGCCCUGGCUCUUCCUCAGCUGCCACUCAGCCGCUAGCCCACUCUGAGACAGCCCAACCCCCCCCCCCCACCCAGAACUCUGUCAGGAACCGUGGGGCAAUGGCGAGAGGCUAGCCGCGCUCCGCCUCACCCCCCCCCCCCCCCGAGCCUCUUCAGCGUGGCUGUCUGGACGCCCCAGCGAGAGACACCCCUGGAUUUCCCUUUCUGAGAAGAUUGUUUCAAUUUCAGUGGUUCAUAUGCAAAACGGAAAAAAAAAAAUCUCCUGCACAACAAGGCAUGUUGGUUUGAGAAGGGAGAGACAGCCGCCGAGGCCCUGCCUGUGAGACAACCCACAGCCGGUCUUCAGCCCGCGGAGUUGUGAUUUUCCCCAGCAGCAGCAAGUUCCUCCUGGAUUUCUUUUUCAUCAGCAGUGCCUUUUUUUGGUUUCACCCUUUCCCUUUCCCCCCGCAAAAUGCCUUUGCCCCAAAGAAAUAUACGAAAGCUCAUUGUGUGGUGUCCGUCCGGUAAUUCGGCAAAAAGCAAAAAGUAAAAGACAAAAAGCCAGUGAAGUGAAAGAUAAUCGACCGUGGCCCAGGAGGUAAGUUGGCCCUGGCCAGGUGUGUGACUGACGCAGGUAAAAGGCUUCAAUUUACAAUUUAUAGAAGACUGUGAGAAUCGACACUACAACACAAGAUCUACUGAAGAUUCCCCUUUACAAAGUUACUUUUUAAGCUAAUCUUCUACUGCCUUUGGCUUGACGUAUCAUGGUUUGGGUUUAGAGAGAUGUAGCGCAUCAAACAAGACCUUUCCGAAACAUAAAUCAGUCAAUAGUUUUGUCUGUGUUCCUUAAAUGGGAAGAUUUUGAAAUCUUGUAAUCCUAUUGAUUAUUAGAAGGAUUUCCCAUAGAUUGUCCUUAAUUCAGAGGUUUGUGUGACUACUCUAGCCCACUACACAAGACAUCUUCAAUCUGUAGAUUGGCUUAAUUUCUUUUGAAACAUUUUUAUUUUCGUCAGUGAAAUCAGCAUUUUGGGAAAAAAUACAACUCCAUGCAUUAAAGUUUAGAAAUACUUUCCCGUAACUUCAAAUCACAGAGAAAGUAUUGUGUUCCAAAUAUCCUGGGUGUUGCUUUGCAUAAAAGGCCCGUGGUCCUUAGGAUUACACAUGCUGCUGUAGCAUUGACUGAAUGUAGCUGAUUACUUGUUUCACUAAGUGUAGCAAAAACUGCCUUCUGCACUAACUAGCCCUCAGCAGAGGAGGAUCAGUGCUGUAGGCAUUAUUAUUGUCUUUAAUUAUGGUACACUCAUUUUACAAGGACACAGACAAACCAUACCCGCUCGCUUUUUGCUCUGAACUGUUUGAGUUUUUUAUGACAACGCUCUUAGUAAAUUUUCUUCAAAAGUCACUGUCAAGAGGAAAUUGGAAAUCUCUUGAAGAAAACAAAUGUCAAACCAUAUACCACAUUUCAUUUCUUUUACCUGUAAAUUGCAAUUAGUUUUGAUUAAUAACAACAAAAAGCACAGGUAGUGCCUCUUUUCACAACACUGAACGUUUUAUGUUCUAAAUAAACAAGUAGUUCACUAAUACUCUAGUUUUUAAAUAAAUGUAUAAAAGUACAUAUUGAGGGCACCUACAGUUAUUAACAACCAAUUAUCCGUGCAGAUUAAAAGCUUGUUUAUUCAGCAACAAUAUAAAAUGCUACCAACCUUAGGUUUCCUUUUUGAAUCAAUGGAUGUUUGAAUGAUUGAGCAUUUGUAUUUAUUAAGCAUGAAUGUUUGUAUGUAUUUAUGAAUGUUUGUCACAUAACUCUAUGAGAAAGACUCAGUCGCAGCAUUGUAAGGUGAACCAAAAAAUAACUAUUUAAAUAGACUUGCUGAAGAUUUUCAAAAUCAUGUGAUACAGAGAGACUGCUCAAAAACAGGGCCACAUUUGGUGCCUAAACGAGUGUUCUACAGAAUAAUGCAGAAUACAAUUUUAAGCAUUAUAUAGACUGAACUCAAUUUCUAAAGUUACAAAACACUACGUAAAGCUGUUCAGUGUCUUUAGUGCUAUUUGCAGUUGUGGACAAAAGCUUGCUGAGCCUUUUUGGAAAAGGGGGAGUAGAUGUUUUUCCACUCAAAGAUUCUUGUAGGGUAUUUGUUAAAUGUUUAUUUCUUGAUUAUAGUCUCUUAAUCGGUAUUUAGAUUGAAUGAAAGUUUUCUUUGCAAAGGGUUCUGCAAUCCUGUCCAUGACUGUGUGUUUAAUUCAUACAAAAAAGUGCCAUUACAACACAUUGUAGACAAUAUCAACAUUCCAGGAGGGGAAGAAAGAUCUCCAAAAUGCAACUAAAUAAAAUGUAAAAAAGCACAAUGGUGGGUUUAAUUAGUUUGGAAGGGGUUUAAAAAUUCUUGGACAGAAAUCAUUCUCCUAAAAGGUGUCUCUGGAAGCACUUAAAGGUUCCUGCCAGGCAGAAGGGAAGCCAUUUGUUUGAAAGAUGCAGCACAUUAAUAUCAUCAUUAAAACAUUUGCAGGGUUAGAGACCAUCAGCUGAUAAACUGAAAAGCCUGCAGCUUAGCAUUCCUGAAAUGGGAUUUGGCAAAAACUACUAAUCAAAACAUUUGCCCCUGAGAAAGAAAGUAUGGUUUAUUUAUCUUUAAAAAAACAUUGAACAUUUGGUCCUUUGAAGCAAUUUCACAAACCCUGUAAGAAAGUUGUCCCUGUGCUGCAAACAGUGUAAACAGGAUGAGCUGAUAAAGCUAUCCUUCCAUUCUGCUGGUCAGCCUGCCUCCUCCUGUCAGCCUGCAGGAAUUUAUCACAUUGCUUCUUGAAGGUUACAUUUUGUAAUUCAUCCAAGCUAAGUACCACUUUAUUAUGAAUGUGACCAGUGCGUUUUUAAAGCAGAUUGUAUGUCACAUAUUAUAAAUGUUGGAUUACAACAAUUCACCUCGGCUGUUCAGUGGGAAUAUCAGCAAUUUAAACAGGGAAACAACUGCAGUUAGGUUUCCUGCUCUAUCUCAGAAGAGACCUAAAAACCAAUGUGGAUUAUUAUACAGGUCCGAAGCCUGUUUUGGAAAAUGCUUUCAUGCUUUCAAAACCGAUUUAUAUGGCUUAUCUGUAUAACUGCAGUGGCUAAGAUGUAAUUGAUUUAAUGUAUAGGAGCUGAUUGAACAUUUUGAAAACAUCUCAAUUCUCCUAGCUUGAGGAAUCUGCGUAAUGCAUUGAAUUAUUGAAGUGAAAUUGAUUGAAAUUUUUCAGAAUAACUUGUAAUUAAAAGGACUUUUUCCAGGACAUGUAUUUUUUUACUUAUCUUUCGGGAUUUUACAGUGUUUGUAUUUUCCACAAGUAGCAUUACAAUGUGCUCAAAAGGGAUAAAAACGGUACAGUAAAAACAUCUUUCUGUCAUAAAAGCAGGCCGUCCAGUAAGCACAGUCUCUGCACUAGGCUAAAUUUCUGUUCUUAUCAAGGUUGGAUGUAAAUAGUUGUUUUUGGCAGUCUUUGUGCAAAGCAGAUGACUGCAUUUGUAUAAAGCUGUAACUUAGCAUGUCUUGGCUUUAGAACUAAAAGUCCUAACCUGUGAUGCCAGGGAAGACAAGACAUCAUUGUUCCAUAUUUAUUGAAAAAGUAAAACACAUGUAAGCACUUUUUUUCAAAUGUCUGUUUUGUUAAAAGAAAAAAAAAGUUGGA